AUGACUGAACCCGAAGAAAUUCUUUCAAAAUCGGGACUAUUUGUCGAUGAUCUUAAUCAUCUACGGCUAUUGAGCACAGAGACAUCUGAAUGCUGUACCGAAUUGAGUCAGGAGGGCAAAAACUUCGAACAACAAAUGGCUCAAUUCAAAACAACCACUGAAUCUUUAAUAACAACAAUGGAAGAAUUGGCUACAAUGGUUGAAACAGAAAAACUCCGAGCGAUGACUUCGAGGAGUAUUCUGAAGAACAUUGACAAAAGGAAAGUCAAUGAGACACAACAAAUACAGAUUCUAAUUCGAGAGAAACAAGUCGAAUUAGAAAGAUUGAGGAUUGAACUAGAGGCAGCUCAAAAAAUGGAGCAAGAUCAGAGGGAUUUCAUCCAACAAUUCAUCUCAAAU
Messenger RNA from Mesorhabditis belari, 399 nucleotides. The record is from the annotation of a GenBank genome assembly. Lineage: Eukaryota; Metazoa; Nematoda; Chromadorea; Rhabditida; Rhabditidae.